UGAACUACGAAAUUGCCCUCAAUUUAAUAAACAAUUCCCAUGCUAUCCAACCCUAAAUUUCACACUUCACCCUCCUCUCUCUCCUCUCAGUCUCUCACUCUCGCGGUGCUCUCUGUCUCGUCUCUCUCUUUACCUUCGUAUUAUCGAAUUCUGACUUCAAGUUGAAGACAUGAAUGCGUUCAAGGCAUACAAGGCAUGUGCCCCAAUUGCUUGGAGCCCCAAUCUCUAUAUAACUCUGGUGAGGGGCAUUCCAGGGACCAGAAAGCAACAUAGGCGCACUUUGGAAGCACUACGCCUGGGCAAAUGCAACCGAACUGUCAUGCGAUGGAACACACCUACUGUUAGGGGAAUGAUCCAACAGGUCAAGAGGUUAGUUGUUGUUGAGACAGAGGAGAUGUACAAGGCCCGCAAACAGAAAGAUGAAGCCCACCAAGCUCUUCGUCCUCCACUGAUCAUAAACCAUCAACCUCCUUCUGCUUAGGGUACUUUGUAAUGUUUGCUGUGUUCUAGACAUGAUCUUGCUACUAAAACUUUCAAAUGCCUAAGUUAGAAGCUAUGAUCAGAUGGUUAACUUGCUUUGAAGAUCAUGCUUUUAGUUUUGAAUCUAUAAUUUUGAAGUUGUUUCAACUGAUGCAACAUUAGUAAAGCUUUAGGCCUCUGCUUUUUUAUUUCAACAUUUAGGCCUCUGCUUGAAAACAGGCCAUCAAUUUAAGUCUGGAAUCAUUUAUUCUAUAAAUGCUUGUUUCUUUAGGAAACAACUUACAAACAGUCUAGUUUGCUCGUUAUAUUCUAUUUCCAUUCUUAAAAUAGGAUUUGUUGACUAAAUCACAUGUAAUAUGAAAAUUGGAAGUAGUAUUAAAUAUAUUA
Messenger RNA from Cicer arietinum (chickpea), 867 nucleotides. RefSeq lists its product as uncharacterized. Gene Ontology annotation, biological process: translation. Gene Ontology annotation, molecular function: structural constituent of ribosome. Gene Ontology annotation, cellular component: large ribosomal subunit; mitochondrion. The record is from RefSeq and is a predicted model, not a curated record. Lineage: Eukaryota; Viridiplantae; Streptophyta; Magnoliopsida; Fabales; Fabaceae.